Molecule: messenger RNA, 3055 nt
Organism: Cynoglossus semilaevis (tongue sole)
Lineage: Eukaryota; Metazoa; Chordata; Actinopteri; Pleuronectiformes; Cynoglossidae
Product: inhibin beta A chain-like
Exons: 2
Coding region: 1675-3027 (450 amino acids)
Cellular component (GO): extracellular region
Molecular function (GO): cytokine activity; growth factor activity
Source: RefSeq, a predicted model, not a curated record
AAUCAUUUUUUAUCACCUACCAGUUUAUUUUAUUUAUAGUCACGAAGCCCAGUACUGUCAGGCAAUAGGCAAAACACUGAGCCACACUCUGAGCAGGUGACUGGGCCACAUAGAGCACAAAGACCAAACACUUACACUUAUUCCACAACCUGCCAUAUUUGUGAACUGUGUGUAAGAGGACACAGGGAGAUGUGGGUUUGGGGGGGGUAUCACUGUGACCCCUCAGAAGGCUUCCCCUACCACAAGCUUGAAAUUUGCAACACCCUUUUUAAAGAAGACAACAUUAUAUGUAGUCAACCCCACCCACCCCCACUGAAGACAAUGGGGACACUGGAAGGACGUCUGGGGUAAAAACUGCAAAACCACUAAGUGGACAACUGCUCUAGUGAUCCCCAUGGGAACCCGUUAUCUGAAAGUGAUAAUUCUGGGAAACCUCUUAGUAAUGUGUAAUCAUUAAACGCUUUGGCUUGUAAUAGACAAACUUGAAAUAACAAAGUCAACUAUUGAGAGAAUUUUUUUUAUAAAUUUCAAAGGAAGUGUUCUGGACCCAGGGGCUACAUUCUGUCUCAUGAGACCACUGGUCAGGAUGAAGCAGUAGUUGUUCAAUAAAAUUUCUUAAAGAGAGGAUGACUCUACGCAGGAACCCUCCCGCCUGACCAAAUGCCGCCACCACAACAUGACGAGGCGAGAGUAUGAUGUCACAGUGCCGACAGCAGACUAAACACACACGGGUGCACUCAUGGAUGGACCCACGCACCUACUAGCGCACUAGAGUCAGAGCCAGAAACCAAAGUCAUCCCCCGUUAUUCACAGAGGCAAAGGGAAAGGGAGGGGGUGAGGAAGAGAGAGGUAGGAGGAGGGAGAAAUCCCAGGUUUUAUACAGCAAGACCGAUAUAAAGUGUGAAGGUAAAAGUUGGGAGUGCAAUGAGUCACUCAGGGAGAUGGGAGGAGACUUGAGGAGAGGAGAGAAAGAGAGGGAUGAGAGAGGAGGAGAAGGGGGGUAUAAUUACGGUAGGAGGCUACCAGAGCAAGAGGGAGACAGAGAGAGAGAAGCAGAGGGAGGGAAAGAAAGACGAGAGCGAGUCCAGCCCACUCCGGUAAAACCAUUCAACUGGUGAGCGAGGGAGCAUUCACCACAGAGACAGAAAGAAGGAGAGGAACUCCCUUGUCUGGGAUAACUUAGUCAAAUACACACACGCGACUUCACCGCGGGAACACGGAUCGUCUGUUUGCUCACUGGCUCCAGAGUUUUUCCUUCAUUCAUUCAUCACAUCCCACUUUCCCUCCUCUUCUUUUUUAUUUACUUUUUUCUACUUUUUUGUGACGCCUCCACACUUUCCAGCCAUCUGUCCCCAACAAAAAGAUAAGGAUUACUCAUUUUCUCUUCGUCCUCCUCUCUCCUCUUGCAGCUUCUUUUUUUCCCUCCGUUUUGCAGGUGGACUGUGAGCUCAACUUCCAAACUUCUGCAAGCAAGACACAAAGACAGCAACAGCGAGAGAAAGAGAGCGAGAGACAGAGAGAGAGAGAGACCAGGGGAAAGAGGAGUAGGAGGAGACAAACUGUUUUUUAAAGACACUUUUAUUCCUUCAUCAAGGACUCUUUCCUCGUCUGUACUUGUGACUGAGUUUGUGUCUGUACAUCUGCGGCUGCAGUUUGGCACUCUUCACUGUCAUCAUGUCAGUGUUUCCCCUAAUCAGCUGGACUGUUCUACUCUUGCUUCAGAGCUGUAGCUCAUCCCCAGAUGUUGCUGCUUCCCAACCAGCAUACUCUCUGACCAUGCACCCUCACCAACAAAUGUUGCCAGAGGCUGACGCAUCCGACUCCCUUUGCCCCUCCUGUGCCCUGGCCAGGAUGAGGAGGAGCAAUGGAGACGUUCCGAAGUCGGCGGUUGAGCAUGAAGAUGAUUCAGUGGCAGCACAGCAGGACAUGGUGGAGGCAGUGAAGAAGCACAUCCUUAACAUGCUGCAUCUGCAGGCGCGGCCCAACAUCACCCGACCAGUGCCCCGCGCUGCACUCCUCAAUGCCCUGAGAAAGCUUCAUGUUGGGCGGGUGGCAGAAGAUGGCAGUGUCCAGAUUGAGGGGGAGGAGGAGACUGAAGGGCGGGGAGGAAGAGGACGAGGAGGUGGAGCAGCAUCAUCCUUGCUUCGAGCAGGCGACGAUGGCGAUGCACAGGAGACAACAGAGAUUAUCACCUUCGCUGACGCUGGUGAGUCUCAGGGUGUGGUGAACUUUGUAUUCUCUAAAGACACCAGUGACCUCUCUCUGGUGGAGCAGGCUAAUGUCUGGCUUUUCCUACGUCUGGCUAAAGCCAACCGCAGCCGAGCCAAAGUUACAAUUCGCCUCUACCAGCAACACAGUCUCACAGAUGGACGCCCUCUUCUACCUAAGGACGACAUCCUGCUGGCAGAGAAAAAGGUUGACACCCGUCGCAGUGGCUGGCACACCUUUCCAGUAUCAGCAGCAGUGCAAAAACUGCUAGAGAGCAGUGAGAGCUCUACUCUCAGCCUACGAGUGUCUUGUCCACUCUGUGGUGAUGCUGGAGCCACCGUUGUACUGGUCUCCAGAGGGUCAGAGACGUCACAGCGUUCCAGCCAGAGAGAGCAAUCCCACAGGCCCUUCCUGAUGGCCGUUGUCCGACAAGGGGAUGCCAGUGACGGGCGGCGGCGCAAAAAGCGCGGGCUGGAGUGUGACGGCAAAGUCCGUAUCUGUUGCAAGCGUCAAUUCUACGUCAACUUUAAAGACAUCGGCUGGAAUGACUGGAUCAUUGCACCUCCAGGUUACCACGCCAACUACUGCGAGGGCGACUGCCCCUCUCACGUGGCAAGCAUUGCGGGGUCAACCUUGUCCUUCCACUCCACAGUCAUCAGUCAAUACCGGAUGAGGGGCUACAGCCCAUUCCAGAACCUAAAGUCAUGCUGCGUGCCCACACGACUACGGGCGAUGUCCAUGCUCUACUACAACGAGGAGCAGAAGAUCAUCAAGAAAGACAUCAAAGACAUGAUUGUGGAAGAGUGCGGCUGCUCGUAAAUGCAGACAAUACAAGUAGACAAGAGGG